GUAAUCGCAACAGUUAACCUAACCUAGUUUUACAAUCCUUCCUCAGAAUAAGCCACCCCCACCCCAGCCCUGAACAAAACCAGCCGGAGACUGUACUUUCGCCUUUUUCCUCCUGCAGCCGAGUCGCUCACAGUCCCCUGUCAAACUGGAGACUCCCAGAGAGAAAAUCAUUUGACUCCUGGGGACACCUGUAAUUCUCCCAUGGACAAAAUGAGCACAGCUGUGGCCCUACUGAGGCGAAUGGACGACAAGGCAGGGGAGGAGGAUGCCAUUUUUCUGUGUGAAGAUGAGGAGCAACAAGAUAGAGAUCUGUCAGCUGAAGAUAGAAUAUUUUUGCAAGAGUUUCCCACCAUUAAAAGGAAACUGGAAGUGGCCAUCCAAAAGAACCUCUCCCUUGCAGACGACAUCGACAGAGCCCACAAAACAUUCGCCACGACCCAAGUGGUGACCAGCUCCAUUGCUGUCGUCUCAAGUGUGAUGAGCUUCCUGGGUUUAGCCCUGGCUCCAGUGACAGUGGGAGGAAGCCUGGUGCUUUCUGCUGCUGCCACAGGGGUGGGGACAGUAGCCGGGGCCACCAGCAUAUUGACCAAAGUUUUGGAACAUCGUCACAAUGAAAGAGUCCAAGCUCAGGUCAGCAGCCAAGUGUCCACCUGUGACCAAGAGGUAGGGAAGCCUGUAGACAAGCUAGCCUCCUAUUUUCUGACUCUCUGUAACCAAGGAAAAAACAUGAAGAGCAUCAAGAAGAACAUGGAUGCAUUGCAGGUAGCCAGAGCCCACCCACGCCUGGCCACUGCUGCCAAGCGUCUCCUAACCACUGGCCAAGUCUCAGCCCGCCAUACCAGACAGGUGCAAAAGGCCUUUGCGGGUACAACGCUGGUGCUGAAGAGAAGUACUUACUUGCUGGGUGGUGCGACGGCUCUCUUAGGCCUCGGCACAGAGCUGCACUCUCUCCUGAAUGAGUGGAAGGACCUGAAAGAGGGAGCAAAGGCAAAGUAUGCGGAAGUGCUGAGGGCCCAUGCCUCGGAGCAGGAAAGAAAGCUGGCACAACUCACCCAGCAUUAUGAGAGGCUGAGGAAGAAGCCAUCAGGUGGAACACCAGAGGGAAUCACCUCCUGCGAGUUCCACAUCAUCCCAGAGGCACUUGCGGGUGAGCACCACGGGAACUCCAUGGGGAAGCUGAGGCUUUCCCCCAACGAGGCUUCUGCCCAUUGGAUGCCCAGUGAGGUCAGCAGCAGCCCCCUCCACCUGCGCCGGGGCACCACCCGCCUACUUUCUGUGUCUAUGAAUCUGACUCCUCCAGGAGGUGAAGCUGCACCUCUUCUGGCCCAGGAGCCAUUGUCACCUGUAGAGACAGAAGAGCCAACGAGCCCCCAGAGGCACCAUGAUCACAGCACCAGCUGGAACCAACUCAGGAAGUUGACCGCAGCACCCACACAAUCCAAUGGUGUCGACUUCGGAAACCCCAGACCCUGGCCCUGUCCCCUGAAUGUGUUCAAGAACUCAGAUGACCUAGAAGGUUUUAGCCUCACAGGUGAGCCUGCCCCAGAGGUGCAACAGUGA
Rhinolophus ferrumequinum (greater horseshoe bat) is the source of this 1560-nucleotide messenger RNA. RefSeq names its product apolipoprotein L6 (gene APOL6). The coding region runs from base 202 to 1560 and encodes 452 amino acids. The transcript has 8 exons. Gene Ontology annotation, molecular function: lipid binding. Gene Ontology annotation, cellular component: membrane; extracellular region. Gene Ontology annotation, biological process: lipid transport; lipoprotein metabolic process. The record is from RefSeq and is a predicted model, not a curated record. NCBI's taxonomy places the organism in Eukaryota, Metazoa, Chordata, Mammalia, Chiroptera, Rhinolophidae.